AUGUCUUUAUUUAAAAUUUUUAAUUUGUGGACGAUUAAAUCGAGUGACAUUACAAAAAGUUACGACUCCAAUUCGCUUCAUUGUUGCCGACUGAAUGUCUUGGAUAGCGACGAAAAAGAUUACAUUAUCAUUGGUUCCCACAAUGGAUUUUUAUCUAUUUACCAACCGAUAUUUAAUGCCGAAGAAGAAAAUGAAAAUUUUCCAUCAUUUUCAGCAUCAAAUGUAGUUCUCGAAGCUAAAUUAGAUGCACCGAUAAUUGCUUUGGCGUCAGGAAAAUUUUCGACUUGUGGAAAAAACGAAACACGAAAUUUAUUAGCUGUUUUACAUCCACUUAAACUUGUCAUUUAUGCCAUCACCCCAUCAGAUAGCAAUACUGAGCUAGGUGACUCCUCAAGGUUACAAAUUGUUCAAGAACAUUCGCUGCAAAGUCACGCUUUCGACAUGUGUAAAGGACACUUUGGAGGAUAUAAAGGACGUGAAUUUUUGUGUGUUUAUCAUUUAGAUGGCACAUUAAAAUUCUUUGAACAAGAUGGAAUAGUGGUCGAUUGUCAACUUUUGAAGGAGUUAACGAUUCCCUCGAAAUUUAUGUACGUUCCGAGGAUAGAUUGUUUUGUAACGUUAUCAUCUUCGUGGGUCUUGGAGUGUUUUAGAUAUCAAGAUAUAAUUGAUGCGAAGCAACUUAAUAAGAAUAUAGUGCCAAUAUGGACGUUGUGCAUCGGAGAAGGAAUCUUAGAUAUGAAUGUGAAUCAAGUGAGCAAAACCGAAAGUGUGAUAGUUUUAUUAGGAGAAAAUAACUUAAUUUGCACAUCAGACACUGGAAAAAUCAAAUUUAUCAAAAGACUGGAUUACGUCCCGGUUUGUUUAUGUUCAUUUGUCAUUGGAUGGUACUGGGAAAAUAAUGCUCGCAUGAUAAUCACAAUUUUAUCGGAAAACGGUACUCUAUUAAUUUACGAUCAAAUGAUACUUAUGUGGGCUGCCCAACUAAGCUUUACCGACACAAUUGCAAUUCAACGUUCUAACAUACAAGGACUGCCGGGAGGAGCAAUAGUUACUUUAAACAACAAAGGAAUAUUAAACGUGGGUUACUUAGGCUCUGAUCCAUACAUUUUUAAAGCUCCGCUGUUAAAUUUACAACAAUUGGACUUUCAAAAAGCAUAUAUAGAGUUGAAUGAACUGGAAACCUGCAUUAAAAAAGGAGUUGAUAUAAGUGAUGUCAAAAUUCAAAAUGCCGCAGCAGAACGAGACAUUAAAAUUCAGUUGACAAUGAACCCUAACCUCGAAACAUGUGCCUUCACUGCACCAAACUGCUCAACAGUCGAUGACGAUCAAAAAAGAAUGGCUCGUUUAAGUAUAGCCUUUAAGCCUUUAGGAACCUUUGAACAAGUUCAAGUUACAAUUUUCGUGAAUCGUCCUUUAAAAAGCAGCAUAGAACGUUAUGUUUUUAAGGAGCCAACUGUUAAUGAAACAGAACAUCUUGAUACUUACAUCUAUGUGACAAAUAUGACAGACAUCCCAUCUAUGGUGGUUCAAGUAUUUUUUACUUGCAUCAAUAAGCAAAGCAUUGUUCGAAUAAUUGAACGACAAAUACCAGUUGCACACGAGAUGAUUUAUAAAGAGAUGCAGCCCCAACGAGAAGCCAAAUAUAAAAUAACCUUAACAUGUGAUAGUAACGUUGAAUUUAACCAUAUCAAACAUUUCGGCUCGAUAUUUUCAGAAGCAUUCUUUACAAAGGAAAAGGAACCAAAUAUUCAUGCCUUUGGAUUCAAAUCAAUUUACUCUGGAAAUAUUGUUAGUAUUGCUGUUUCGAAGAACACCAAUAGAUAUCGGAUUCAGGCGGAUUCAAUUGAGAUUCUUACACCUUUUUUGAUGCACUUGAUUGAAAAACUGACUAAACCAGUGACCAAUGAAAAGAAAAAUAUACAAAAUGCUGCAAAAGUAACUAUUAGUCCACCAUUCAUUCCAAUUGAGUUUUUAGUUAGCAAUAUAAAUGCACAUUAUCAAAAGCGACAAGAAUACAAUAAUUUGAUGUUGGAGAUCGAUAGAAGGAAUGCUGAACUGCGACUCUUUGAAUCUCGAUUCAUUGUAAAGUCACAGGAAGAGAACGCCAAGUUAUCCGGUAUUCAGUAUUUGAUCGAUUUAACAAACAAUAAAAUCGCAACGGCUGAAAAAUUUGCUAAAUUAUUGCUGGAUGAUCUUUUAAACACUCAAAUACGUCUCUCAAGCACUGUCCUUCUGAUAAAAACUGUGGUUAAACACAUUGGACUUCAUACAAAAGUGAUACAAGCAAUUUCAAAUACAUUAAAUCACUGUAUUUACGAUUAUUUUGAACAAUCGUGGGAAGAAGCGAUUUAUCCUUCGUUAGACUUUUUAAAUCACAUUGGAUCUUUUAACAAAAACGAAAAAUUGAAAGAUUAUUUUCAGGGCACCACAUCGGAACAAAGUAUUGAAUUUGAUUUUCAAACAUUUUUAACUCAUGUGAAAACUAUAUUGACUAGAGUAAUUCAAAUGUCUAAUACGGUAAACGAUGCUGAAAGGGAGAAAUAUGAUGAAUUUUUCGGAAAUUCAGAAGAUAGUGAUAAAGGAUUAAUGGAAAAGAGUGAAUGGUUAAAUGAAACGCUGCCAGUUGGAGCUUCUGUUUUAUUAGGAGAAUAUGAAGAAGCUCCACAAAUAAAACAAGAAGACAACAUUGUGGAAAGUAAUACUGAAUUUCUCCCUAAAAUACACGAAGAUAGUGAAUUUAGUAUUGAGGAUCAAUUUAGUGUAGAGAAUUCAAUCCCUGAGUAA
Messenger RNA from Culicoides brevitarsis, 2784 nucleotides. It is a transcript of the gene BBS9, whose product is annotated as protein PTHB1. Gene Ontology annotation, cellular component: membrane; BBSome. Gene Ontology annotation, biological process: cilium assembly. The coding region runs from base 1 to 2784 and encodes 927 amino acids. The record is from RefSeq and is a predicted model, not a curated record. The transcript has 6 exons. Lineage: Eukaryota; Metazoa; Arthropoda; Insecta; Diptera; Ceratopogonidae.